Pocillopora meandrina is the source of this 5663-nucleotide messenger RNA. The record is from the annotation of a GenBank genome assembly. NCBI's taxonomy places the organism in Eukaryota, Metazoa, Cnidaria, Anthozoa, Scleractinia, Pocilloporidae.
AUGCAAAAAAACCAAAUGUCUGAGCUUCCUAACGGGUUUUUCGAUGGAAUGAAGGACAUCAUGAAAGUGUAAGUUUUUCUCCGUGGUCAGUGAAACGUACAAUAUCAUAUUAUAUUAUGUUUUAUUAGCGUUGGACUUGUCAUUCAAAAAUCCUGAGUUCAGGCCCUCCAUCCCGCAUUAUUUGAGAUUUUUUAAAAGGGUGGAGGGGGGCCGGGGGAAUUGUAAGAUUUCAUAUUCAACAUCCACACGCUCCGCAAAUAUUUAGCUGGUUUAGGUCGGUUGAACCUACUGACAACUUGUAGUUAUACAGAGAUUCUUGUUGAAGUUACAAUCUUUUGCAAGUAUAGGGUUUCCUUUUUCCUUUUUGAGGCCCCAUAUAAUCACAGCCUACCUCACCUAGCUUCAAAAUCAGCAGCAAGUUUGGUGCCUCAAAGACCGUUAUAUUCACUAUUCGUAGAUUAAGCCAAUAGUGACCUACAAAAUAAGCUAUACCCCACAUUUUGAUUAUACAUCCCUGUGUGAAUGACAACAUAUCUUUUGCAUUUUUACUGUACUUGCCUUCUACAUUGUGGAUUACAGGAUAGUGGACACCAGUCUUAUGUGUUGUCAUCUGACGAAAGAAGACGCCCAAUGUACCUCUUUAUACGACGACAGCUUCGCCAGUUGCGAGAGCAUGUUUCGCGACUCAGCCCCACGUAAAAGUAUCUGGGCAAUCGGAAUCCUUUCUCUGCUUGGUGCUGUGUUCGUAAUUGUAUGGCGUCUGAUCUUUAAAGAGAGAAACAUAGUCCAGCUUAUCAUGUUAAUGCACUUAGCGGUUGGGGAUUGCUUGAUGGGCGUUUACUUGGUCACCUUAGGUGCCAAAGACCUGUUAUGGUCGGGAAGUUACUAUCUGCAUGACUUCCAGUGGCGAUCCGGUUUGUCGUGUCAGGUCACAGGUGCGAUCUCAGUGCUGUCCAGUGAGGUCUCUGUAAUGAUACUUGCCCUCAUCUCUGCUGACAGGCUGAAGAACAUCGUUUUCCCAUACCAUGGUAGAGGGCUGACUCCCAGGAAGGCACACAUUCUGUGCGCGAUUAUUUGGGUCCUUGGUUUUGUCAUCGCAUUCCUUCCCCUCAGUGGCAUUAGCUACUUUUAUGACGCCCUAGAGCGCCCUGCCUACUACGGACGAUCCGUUGUGUGCCUCCCACUGCAACUUUCCAACAGGUUUCCAGCUGGUUGGGAGUUCUCCAUUGCCAUCUUCGUUGGGUUAAACUUCCUCCUCUUCCUGUUCAUGACGGUAGCUUAUGUCGCAAUCUUUCUUAAAAGUUACCUCUCCAGCCGUCAGCUCGCAAAGAAGGGAACCAGACGAGAGGUGCAGGCAAGAAAGAAGAAUGCAAGUGCUAGAAGGGAGAGAGCAUUGGCCAAAAGAGUCUUCUUUAUCAUUCUCACAGAUUGCGCCUGUUGGAUGCCGAUAAUAGUCAUGGGCAUCAGGUCUUUGGCUGAAAAAGAUUACAGUCCCCGAGGCGAUCUUCCUGCCUGGAUCGCCGUGUUUGUGCUGCCAAUUAACUCAGCCUUGAAUCCGAUCAUCUACACCUUAUCAACCCCUCAGGUAAGACAGGGACGUACAUUAGUACAAUGCAUUCGAUCGCGACGGAUUUCUCCAUCGUGUUUAUGCGUUAAUUACGUAUCCUCGCAGAAUGCUUAAAAGUAGAUAAUGAAAGAUAUACGUCGUAGGCUUCCUAGGAAAAACCUUAUCGUGGAAUUAUCAUCAAAUGAGUGGAUUCGUUCAUAAAAAAAAAAAGAAGUAGGUGGCUUAUCAAAUGUUUCAAUUGCAAAUGAACACGGCUGUCACAUUUAAUUUCAAAAUGAUUCCUCUCACCCAAAAAUUUCCCGCUCCUUGAAAACUAUCAUUAAAACAAAUUUGCACAUGAAAUUUCUGAAAGCUACUUGAGCAAUUUCUCAUAGUUCUUUUUGAGGCAUUUGGAAAAUAUCAGAACUGGAUAAAUGGCUAUGCAACUUAACUGGCUGAUUCUAGCAUCGGCUCAAUGGCUAUGCAACUUAACUGGCUGAUUCUAGCAUCGGCUUUCUUUGUGUUUAAGUCGUAUGAUCAGCUUUAACAUUGUUUAUGAAAGUUACGUUUGUAAACUCUCUAUCAUAUUCUCUCUUAAUUUUUACAGAUUUAAUGAAAUAUUCGUUUUGCACUACCCAAACAGGUGCAGGGCAUAUUGCGACCAAAACUGCGAAUUUUGAUGAACCAUGUGCGCAGCUUUUUCUCUUGCUGUAAAAAGCAGCAAGAUCAUCAAGGUAAGGUUUACCGUUUUCUUUAGUUACUCUAUAGGUGGGAAGGUAUCUUAUUUUUGUGAUAGGAAAUAAAAACUCAUAUUAGUUUGCCUGAAAAUAAUAUAGCUCAGUGCAAUUAAUGGAAUUAGAAACUUAAUCAUAUCAUCACAUCAAUGGAAAAGCUCACUAAAUAUAAUAAGAACUUAUCUAGGGUCACUUUAGAGUAUUCACAAGAUCUUAGAUCAUAUGAGCAUACAUAUAUAUAUAUUUACAUGUAUACAUGUAUGAAUAUGAAUAUUUAUUAUACGCGUAUGUUGAUUGGUGUAGAUCAGGAACAAGGAGACAAUGGAAUGCUAGAAAUGGUGGAAAUGGUGCAACUUGGACAAGCAGAUCCGGAGCAAGGUAACUUCUGUUAAAUUGAUCUUUGGCAUUUAUCCCGACAAACCAGAAAAAAUUAAUAUAUGAAUACAAGAUAAAUUAGUUAGGAAGCUGAUCUAUGUCAAAAUAAUGGAUGAAGGGCCAAAAUGAAAACUUUUUAUUCUAUAAUUUUCUUUAUAGCUUUAUUGAUUUAUUCAAUAUACCUUUGGUGGUCGUGUGGCAAGAAUUGAUGUCACAUUAACAAAACUUGUUUUGGACAGGUUGUAUCGCUAUUUUAAAUAAGAGACCUCACUUUAAACAUACUUGACAUUAACAGCAUACUUUAUUAGUAUUGGUACUAAACAACUCAACUCACUGGGUACGAAUCGACCGGGUAUGAAACGACCGUGGGCCGGUACGAAACCACUGGUAACCAAUUCAAAUUAGCCGUUAACACCUUUAUCUGUUUUGUCCUUUACGAUAUUGGAAGAACUUGAAGAAGAAUUCCCAUUAAUGAUUUGCAAAAGCAAUAAAGAAAGAAAAACAAAUGAUUCAUUUUCUGUUAGGUGUAGGCCAAGUUAACGAGGAAGAACAUGUGCUGCCGGCUGAAGCAGGUAUUACAACAAACAAGACCCAACAUUGUCUUUAGAAUCGCAAUUAAUGUUUGGAAUUAAAAAGAUGGAUAUGCAUUAUUUGAUCUUUUAACGUGGACUUCUAAAAAAGGUUUUUUCGUCUGUUGAUCAGUUUACUUUUUUUUGUCGUACAAAACCUAAUUCACAAUUUGUUUUGGCUUUUUUUAAUUAACGAAACUCGACGAAUAUUGUAGGAGAGUGGGGAACGGGGGGGAAGGAUGACCUUCGAUGAAUAAGAAUGGUCGUUGCAUGCAAAGAAAACCCGGAUAAACUUCGCUGCCUCGUGGGCCGAGCUUAAAUGUGUUGGAACAGUUAUGAAAUAAACACACAAGUAUAACUGUUAUCAUGAAGUAGAUGUCACUUAUUUGCUGUGUUCGAUAUCUACAGCUACAUUUGUUGAUUGGCGGAGAAGGUGCUUAUUUAAAGCAAUCUUAUUUUUGUUUGACUGCUUAAUGUGAUACAUUUCACACUCGAUCGUCAAUAUAAGUUUUUUCAGUUAGCGUUGGAUAAGGGAUUAUGUACUGUGAACAUUUAAGAAUAUUCCUGUUGGAUAAUUUGAUACCAUUUUGUUGUUCAAGCAGAAAAAGACGAAGAUGAGGGCAACGGAGGAAAUUUGCAAAUGGUUGUUGUGGAAGGUGAGUCGUUCUCUGAGAGUCUGUAUCAAAGGACAAAGUAUUGAAUGCUCUUUCAGAAAAUAGUAACUAUUAGUGGGAAAACCUAUAGAGAGUUAAAGGAAACGAACCUGAGAGGACCCCGAAAGCAUUGCGCUUAGACUUCUAUCAAGAAAAAGAUCUGAGGGGUCAUCAUUUCUCCAUAGAAAGAGGUGCUUGGAUGCUCACUUUGUUCAUCUCUGUCAUAGAAAUGAAAUCUUAAUGUCAUCAAUAUUCUCAUUCGGAGCUAAUACAUUGAUUGCUAACGAAAACACUAAUCUUAAUCUGUUUUUUUUUCCACUUCAGUUCAUCCAUACAAAGGACCACGAGAUAAUGCAGUCCAAACUACGACUUAUGGAAAAGGUAAAGUUUUCAUUGUACCAAAUCAGUUUUAAAGCGGUUCAUAAGUCAUCGCUACUUCUUAGCUUUUGUCUUUUUAAUUUACGCCAAAGCCACCUUUGUAGUUUUUUAGUGCAGCUACUUAUAUUUUUACUUUUAUUUUCCUCAGCUAUUUUUUUUGUCGCUUUUUCUAUUCCUUAAAUUCACUUCGCUUUGUUUUGUUUUCCCUGAAAGCUUUUUAUGAACGUUAUGUUCAUGCGUCCAAAUGAUAUCGAAUUGUUUUGUUAUCAAUUUUCAAGCAUCAGUUCCAAAGAUAACAUGAAUUAACUCUGUUUUUCACGAGCCUUUCGUUGUCAAAAUAGUUUAUUAAUUUGCAAAUCCACUAAUUGAAAUUAAAAGACCGACCUACAACUGAUAAACUCCGCCUGACUGGCCACUUGACUGACAGACAGUCGGACCGACUGACUGACUGUCUGAUUAACUAAUAAAAUUCAUGACUGUCUGAAAAACAAAGACGGACAGACUGACUGACUUACUGUCAGACGGACUGACUGUCAGGCGGACUGACUGUCAGACUGACUGACAGACUGAGUGACGUACUGACUGACGGACUGACUGACUAACAGACCGUUAGACUGACUAACUGACUGAUUGUUUGAAUGACUGACUGAGGAGCCGUCAGGCUGACUGUCUAACCGACCGACUGACUGACUGACUGGCUGACUGACAGACUGACCAAUCCCUCUGACGAAGGGCUAACGCUCGAAACGUCAGCCUUAAAACUCUUUACGGUGGCCUACUUACGUUUUCAACUCAGUUGAUAAUACCAAAUUAACCAAUUGUCUAACUGAUUGACUUAUCAAUCAACUUACCGAUUAACAAAUAUCAAGGUUUUGUUUCCUUCUGUUUCAAAUCAGAACAAAAGCAGGAUUCUGAACAGGACAAGGAAGGACAACAGGCAGCUUCCAUAGAACAACCAUCAACUUCCUUUGAGGGUGCAAAAGAAAAAGAGGCCGUUGAAUUUGAAACCAAAAGUAGUGACAGAGAUAAUCGAACUACCUCGGACCGACCAUCAACUCCUUUGAAGGAAACCAGCGAAGAAGCUAAUGAACACGAAGACAACAAGGGAGAAGAAGAAGAAAAAGAAGAAGAAGAAGAAGAAGAAGAAGAAGAAGAAAAAGAAGAAGAAGAAGAAAAGAAGAAGAAGAAGAAGAAGAAGAAGAAGAAGAAGAAGAAGAAGAAGAAGAAGAAGAAGAAGAAGAAGAAGAAGAGGAAAAGGAAGAAGAAGAAGAAAAAGAAGAAGAGGAAAAGGAAGAAGAAAAAGAAGAAGAAGAAGAAGAAGAAGAAGAGGAACGUAAGAUCGCUCCAGAUGAACCAUCUGCUCUCUCUAAAGAAACAUUUGAGGAAGCUAAAGAAUACCGAGACACAA